CGUCACUUGUCUCGGUCGAAUAAGCGGCCUGGAUCUGCACGCUUUCUGCAUCUGCCAGCUUGGCCGCCCCCUCUCCACCGGUGAUCGGCAUUUCUGCUGGGACCUGCAUGUGUUUGGAUUGCUGAUUCUGCCCAAUCUGCUUAUCGCUGCUCUUCACGGGGACUUCCGAUGUAACCUCAGCAUCGUGGAUGCUGGGGGUUGUGUGACCCGGGCGGGUUGGAGAUAGGGGGAUGCCGUGAGACGUGGUAUAUAAAGGGAGGGUUGGUGCCGGGGACUUGGGAAGGAAUUCAGACAGGAAAAAAAAAGCCUAUUCAGAGUCAUUGCAGUCCAGGAUAGCCCAGUCCAUCUGAGUCAGUCAAGAUGAUGUACACCAAGAUCCUCACCCUCACCACCCUCCUGCUCACCGGCGCCCUCGCCGCCCCUCAACCCGUGCCUCAGCCUCUCCCCCGCGCCUGCGACUACACCUGCGGCAGCAACUGCUACUCCUCCAGCGCCGUCAACUCGGCCAAGAACGCCGGCUACGAUCUGUACUCUGACGGCGAGACGGUCGGCAGCAACAACUACCCCCACCGCUACAACAACUACGAGGGCUUCGAUUUCCCCGUCUCCGGCACCUACCAGGAAUGGCCGAUCCUGAGCUCCGGCAGCAUCUACAGCGGUGGCUCGCCCGGUGCCGACCGCGUCGUGUUCAACACCCAGAACCAGCUGGCAGGUGUCAUUACGCAUACUGGUGCUAGUGGGAACAACUUUGUGGAGUGUGAUUCUUAGAUGGUGGGUUGAUAUGAAGGGGGGGUUGGGAAUAUGAAUGAAAAUGAAGAUUUAUUGGGUUGUUUGCAUUGGUGUGGCCCUGUACUAGGGUGAUUGUAGAUAUGAUGAAGUAUAUAUCGAGUAGUCUCAUAAACAUGACAUCAGAG
Aspergillus steynii IBT 23096 is the source of this 914-nucleotide messenger RNA. RefSeq names its product extracellular guanyl-specific ribonuclease RntA. The coding region runs from base 361 to 768 and encodes 135 amino acids. NCBI's taxonomy places the organism in Eukaryota, Fungi, Ascomycota, Eurotiomycetes, Eurotiales, Aspergillaceae. Gene Ontology annotation, molecular function: RNA endonuclease activity; RNA binding. The record is from RefSeq and is a predicted model, not a curated record. The transcript has 2 exons.